Messenger RNA from Photinus pyralis (common eastern firefly), 1377 nucleotides. RefSeq lists its product as uncharacterized. NCBI's taxonomy places the organism in Eukaryota, Metazoa, Arthropoda, Insecta, Coleoptera, Lampyridae. The transcript is spliced from 3 exons. Bases 16 to 1377 code for a protein of 453 amino acids. The record is from RefSeq and is a predicted model, not a curated record.
CGUUCGAGAAACAAAAUGUGCCUAACGAAGAAAUGCAAGAUUGAAGAGCAAUACCUCUUCACCAUCUUUGAGGCGAUCAUUUCGACGCUGGAAUCCAAACUGCAAAGGAUCGAAAACUUAGAUAAGGCCGUUGAGCACCUGAUGCGAAGGGUUGAAGGCUUGGAUUCGCGCGUGACGGAUAACAUUGACAAAACCGAAUCUGUUAUAUCCAAGUUGAGGUAUUUAGACUCGAAAUUAUUUAACAGCGCACACCCGAGAUCCUUCGAUGGGCAAAUGCUCAUUCGAGAAGCCGAGACGAACGACGUGAGUAAGCGGCUCUCGUCCCUGGAUGAUAAAGUAAGUGAUAUCGAUAGUAAGUUGAGCACGUUAAAGAAUCAGUUGGAUAACAAUGUGCCGCUUGAAGACAUCAAUGCGGAGGCGAGCGAGAAAAGGACGGUCAGUAUGAACGUUGUGGAGAUGACGAAGGCUUUAAAUAGCGAGGUUAUGGGCCACGUUAGCAAAGAACUGGAUCAGCUUAGGUCAGCAACUACUACUGUGGAUCGAAAACUUCAGUACCACUUUAACUCAGUCACAGAUAACCUAAGCAAACUAUUGCGGAUGAUAUCGGAAGUACACGAAGCGAUCGUAGAGCCUGAAGAUCUUCCGAUCAGGUCACGCAAUCGCACGACAACAACCCCCAGUCCGCCUAUUGCAAGAAGUAGCAAGCUCGACUCGCUCGUCAAGCAAAUGAAGCCUAUCAUUAACGUAUCCGAAAAGAUGGACGAAGUUUGGGACGUCGUUGUUGGUACGAAAAGCUCAGUGGAUGACCUGGUUCCCAAAUCCGACGAGCUUCUGACGCACACCCAACGACAAGAGAGGGCAAUCGGCGAAAUCCAUAACGAUUUGAGGACGAAAGCGAAUAAAAUCAUCGAAAACCUGGAUAUGGUCGAAAGGAGGCUGAAAAAGCAGGAAGAUGACGUGGCCACCCUCGCACAACGACCAGUUCCGGCGGAGCUCCUACUUGAUCCGACAAUCGACCGGCUAGUGGAAUACAAUCAAAACCGAUACAGCGUCGAAGACUAUCCAGCGCAGACGGACACGACGCUUCCACUGACCUACACCACCUUUCAGCCAAUCACGAUCACGCAAUCCUCCACCAUUACUCAGAGCAUGCCACCGCAGACGUCCACGCUCGCGUCUGGCUCCGGCAUGGAAAAGCGUGGCGACAAACGAAAGGGCGGCAUCAUCUUCCCCAGUGUAAAAAAUAAGCCGGCUCCGGGAAAUACGACGUUCGCGACCGAUUCCGUCGUGAAUUUUAAGGACGUCAAGAUAACAAUCGCAUCGGCUUUAUUUAUUCGCAUGGUAAACCUGCUACCUCGAAUGUGUCACAAAUUAUAA